AAUCUCUUGUAGAGUAUGGAUUGUUACGCAGGUCAACAGAAUUCCUUUACAGUUUUGGAGGCCUCAUUGUUUCCUAAUAUUUGUCCCUCUUGCGUCGCUGGUUCAAGAAAAUGGCCCAUUCACAGCUCCCCUUUUCCACGUCUCUGCUUUCUCCGCCCCUACUCCAAGAUUGACAGCCAAGCAGCCUAAUCCUCACAAAGACUAACGGGAUUGGCAGAAUACAUUUUUCUCCGUGAGGUAAACAGCGUUUUUUAUUUAUCACUAUCUUUUUUGUUUCGUUUUUUGUUAUCUAUCAUUACAAUAUCAGCGAGGAAACCAGUAUUUUCAUCACGAAUUUCCUCUAUUGGUAUUCCCCCUACUGUUGACGUUUACGCUUCAACAAUGGAAUCUAUCCGCCCUCAGCGACUUCAACCAGGGAUAGGAUUUGGAGCUGCAUCGACUGGGACCCUACGCUCCUCUCUCCGGCCCGGGGUUACAGUUCCAACCGCACCUCUGCUGCCUCCCCCGGCCUCCCUAUGUGCUUCCUCCGGGCCACCCCCGCCGCUUCAACUCCACAGUCUUCACGGCACUAUUGGGAGUGCGGGGCUCGGAACAGGGGUGGCUGGAUUCGGUCUAUGUAAUCCAGGGAACCCGGCGGUCUUGAAGGAGGCGGUGGAGGCUGUUGUUCGGAGCUUUGCGAAGCAUACGCAGGGCUAUGGCAGAGUGAACGUGGUGGAAGCCUUGCAAGAGUUCUGGCAGAUGAAGCAGUCAAGAGGGGCAGACCUCAGGAAUGGGGCGCUGGUGGUGUACGAGAUGGUCCCAUCAAACAACCCACCCUAUGUUUGCUACGUCAGUCUCCCAGGGGGAAGCUGCUUUGGGAGUUUCCAGUUUUGUCCAACCAAGGCUGAGGCAAGACGUAGUGCUGCCAAGAUCGCACUGAUGAACUCGGUUUUCAACGAACAUCCUUCCCGCCGCAUCACAGAUGACUUCAUUGAGAAGAGUGUAUGUGAGGCACUGGCCUCCUUUAAUGGAAACAGAGAAGAGGCAGACAACCCCAGCACAGGAAUUGGGGCGUUUCGCUUCAUGCUGGAGUCCAACAAAGGAAAGUCAAUGUUGGAGUUUCAGGAAUUGAUGACCGUCUUUCAGCUGCUGCACUGGAAUGGAAGCCUGAAGGCCAUGAGAGAGAGACAAUGCUCCCGUCAAGAAGUGCUGGCUCACUACUCCCAUCGGGCGCUGGAUGAUGACAUGCGCACCCAAAUGGCUGCUGAUUGGGUGAACCGGGAGCAAGGCGUGGCUGGCACCAUCGCCCAGGAAGUGGCGGCAACAGAUCGGGAACUUGAGGAGGCCAGGCUGGCCGGCCGGGAGCUUCGCUUUCACAAGGAAAAGAAGGACAUCCUGAUGCUGGCUGUUGGCCAACUGGGUGCAGCCAACACUGCCACACUGCCUUCAACCUGCUAGGUAUACGCUGGAUUCCAACCCCAUAACUUGAUUCACUUCCAUCUGCCCACGUUGACUUCCCCCUCGUGGUUCUCAAAAGUCUGCAUAGGUGUGGGAAA
Messenger RNA from Coregonus clupeaformis (lake whitefish), 1535 nucleotides. RefSeq names its product LIX1-like protein. The transcript is spliced from 6 exons. Gene Ontology annotation, biological process: autophagosome maturation. Gene Ontology annotation, cellular component: cytoplasm. NCBI's taxonomy places the organism in Eukaryota, Metazoa, Chordata, Actinopteri, Salmoniformes, Salmonidae. Bases 382 to 1437 code for a protein of 351 amino acids. The record is from RefSeq and is a predicted model, not a curated record.